Molecule: messenger RNA, 1446 nt
Organism: Candida albicans SC5314
Lineage: Eukaryota; Fungi; Ascomycota; Pichiomycetes; Serinales; Debaryomycetaceae
Exons: 1
Coding region: 1-1446 (481 amino acids)
Source: RefSeq, a predicted model, not a curated record
AUGCCUCCAAAACAACCAUCAAGAUCAAGAUCAAGAUCCAGAUCCAGAGUUCAAGAAUUGAUACUAAACCCAAUAUCCAAUGAAAAUGAAACUACCACAAGUAAUUCUGUUCCUUCUAAUGCACCAGAAUCUAGACCAAAUUCAACUACUAACAACAAUGCUCCAAUUGGAGAAAAUAAUAAACAGCAAUUGACCAAAGUUGCAAAUUUUGCAAACAACCCUCACCGGAUAAAGUUAUCAAAUGCAGAUAUAAAAAUAAUUAUGUUCUUUAUCAUCCAAAUACGCCCAUUCAAAUACUUAGGAAAUAGUGGUGUUACACAAGCAAAUAAAUGGGAGGAAAUCCGGCACAAAUUUAUGGAAUACAAAAGAAAUCUGCACGAGACUAACUUUAUCGUUCCAACGGUAAGAACGUUGCAGAAGCAACUCGCCACUGCAAUCAAAAAAGCUGUUUGUAGAAGAGAUUCUCAAAGAAGGAAUGGCGUUCGAACUAUACAAUAUCAUGAGAUUCCGGAUUCAUUGACAGAAAUAAAAGAAGACACGCAUUAUCUGUAUAAUAAUAUUAGUAUGGACAGUACAUUUGCUGAACUAGAAACUGCUGUUUACGAAUUACAAGAAUUGAGUAACAAAAUCAAGUAUUUGAAAAUUCAAUCCAAUAACUUUGUUGCUGCCACUAUAAACACAGCUCCAGCACCAGAAGAAGAGCAAGAUCCAGCACCUAUAGAACGACAGGCUCAACAACAACAACAACAACCAGUAGAACAGCAACAGCAGCCAGUUAAUCCACCACCAGUACAAGAAAAUUCUACUACAACCACUUCAACAUUCUACCCUAGCAUUAGAAAUAUGAUUCAUUUAAAUAGUGAUGAAGAACCAAACUCUAACCUAACUGCUCGUACUCCAGCAACUUCUACACCCACUCCUUCUACUUCUACUGCUACUACUACUGCUACUACUGCUACUACUAGCAAUAACCACAUACCAGUAAUAACUAGCCCAGUUCCAAGCUCUUCAUCAAGACCAAUACCAAACACUGCUGCCAAUCAAACCGUUGUUGAAACUUUCUAUACAAAUCAACUUCAUCAAACAAUCACAGACCAAUUAAUCAGUUUUAGACAAGAAUUGACAAGUAAUAAUGAAAUUUUGGUUGAAAGAAACCAUCAAGGUGCUGCAUUAGGAGAUUUAUUAGAUCAAAGAAUUAAAAAAUUAGAAACCACUCUAAUUAAAACUAAUAAUCAAUUCAAGAAAAAAUUUGAAAAAUUGACUACUGAUCAUUUCAAUAAGAUUAAUAGCAUCACAAAUGAGUUUCUAUUGGAACAAAAAGAUUUAACUAGGCAAAUUAAGCAGCUAUUCAAUCAAGAUCCUCAAAAUAAUGAAAAUUUACAACUGAGAAUUACUAAAAUUGAGGAAUUGUAUGAAAGUUUACUCAACAAAAGAAAAUCACUGUGA